Molecule: messenger RNA, 692 nt
Organism: Aspergillus aculeatinus CBS 121060
Lineage: Eukaryota; Fungi; Ascomycota; Eurotiomycetes; Eurotiales; Aspergillaceae
Exons: 7
Coding region: 1-462 (153 amino acids)
Source: RefSeq, a predicted model, not a curated record
AUGCUUCAGCUUCAUCUGCAUCCAUCGGGACCGUUCCUUUGCCAACCUAGUCUACGACUACGGAGGAGUAGUCAAUUUCCUCUCGCUCAUCGCUGCCGAAUUCGUAACCCGCGGGCUGCAGGCUUUGCAGUGUUCUACCAACCAUCGAACGCUUAUUGUGGAAGCGGGUUCGGUCGCAGCGAAGAAUUGCCCCACAGCCCCAAUUUACUCCUACAUACGAGUAUUCUUGUAUGGAAGAGGAUCCCACCAUCCGCCUUCACCACAAGAGAAAUAUCACUCAAACGGAGUCAGCUUGAAGACUGCUGCAUGUCAUCUCCCUUGUUGAUCGAUGGGGAAUGGAAUCUGUUACAGUUUCCUGAUAAGCGCGACCUUGCCUUGGUAGGCGAACAAGCGUCCGUUGAUAAUGGGCUAAGCAUGCAUCUCACUCCUGUAACAAGCAUCCGCCGGUGGAUUGUCAUGUAAACUAUUUUGUUUGACGGUCAAGAUGUCUGCGCACACCUAACACAGUACAAUACAUAUUGAGCUAUUUUAUAUCUGGUGGAUUGAGUGCUUAACGUUCUGAGCACGGCAUAUCAUGUGUUAUGUUGUGGAAAACCUAGCUUAUAAGUAGCCAACCCACAUACUGAAUCAUGAACCCGGUCUCGAAUCAAUUGGACAAUAUCGAGGGAUGUGUGAUUAGAUGACAAUUCAAC